Plasmodium gallinaceum is the source of this 345-nucleotide messenger RNA. Its product is annotated as conserved Plasmodium protein, unknown function. The record is from RefSeq and is a predicted model, not a curated record. The transcript has a single exon. Bases 1 to 345 code for a protein of 114 amino acids. NCBI's taxonomy places the organism in Eukaryota, Apicomplexa, Aconoidasida, Haemosporida, Plasmodiidae.
AUGGAAAAAGAAAUAGAAUGUCAAACAGAAGUAGUAGAUGAUAUAUCAAAAGGAAUAAAAAUUUCUGAAAAAUUAAAUAGCAUAUUAAUUCUUUAUGCAAAAAACAUGAUAUUACAUAAUCCAGUAAGAGGUUAUGAAAGUGAAAAUGAAAAUAUAAUAAAAAAAAGAAUUUAUGAAUGGUCGAAAGAAUAUUUUAGAAAAUUGCUUGAUGAAAAUGAAGUGAAUAAGAAUAUAAAAGAAGAUAUAAAGUGUGAUUUAAUUUCUACUCAUACUGAUAGCAAUGCAAUAAAAGAUAAAAUUAAAAAGGAAAUAGAAAGAGUAAAUUUUAAUAUAAAGAAUGAUUAA